Messenger RNA from Serinus canaria (Common canary), 2165 nucleotides. RefSeq names its product MDM4 regulator of p53 (gene MDM4). Lineage: Eukaryota; Metazoa; Chordata; Aves; Passeriformes; Fringillidae. Gene Ontology annotation, cellular component: nucleus. The transcript is spliced from 11 exons. The coding region runs from base 169 to 1581 and encodes 470 amino acids. The record is from RefSeq and is a predicted model, not a curated record. Gene Ontology annotation, molecular function: ubiquitin-protein transferase activity. Gene Ontology annotation, biological process: protein ubiquitination; negative regulation of apoptotic process; regulation of cell cycle.
GGCCCCGCCGCCAUGUUGGCCGUGAGGGGAAGCGGCGGCCCGGACCCCGCUAAAAUGGAGGCGCGGAGCCCUCCGGGGGUGUAGGGGCUCCUUCCCCUCCCCAACCCCCUGCCUGGAGCCCAUGGAGCGGCUGUAGGGUCGGUGCUUGAGCAGCUCCUCACUGCCAGGAUGAGCUUCCCAAAUUCCAGCCCAGCUCCAGGAGCCGGGAAUUCCUGCAGGAUCACCCUGGGCCAAGGCAAUCAGGUGGUUCCCAAGCUGCCCCUGCUGAGGAUCCUGCAGGCUGCCGGGGCCCAGGGCGAAUCCUUCACGCUCAAAGAGGUGAUGCAUUUCCUGGGCCAGUACAUCAUGGCCAGGCAGCUCUACGACAAGAGGCAGCAGCACCUGGUGCACUGUGGGGGAGAUCAGCUGGGAGAGCUGCUGGGACUGCAGAGCUUCUCUGUCAAAGACCCCAGCCCCGUGUACGAGAUGCUGAAGAGGAACCUGAGCCCUGCUGCCCUCCCAGAUGCUGCACAGACUCUCCCAAAGGAGCAGAGCGUCGCUAAGCCCAGCCCAGACCAGCUGCAGCUCAGCCAGGAGGAUGGAUCUGACUCUGGGAUCUUGGAGAGUGACAGCAAAACCUCAGCUCCUGCUACCUCAGAGCCCCAAGGUGACACUUGUGAAGACAGUGAUUUGAUAGAAAACCUCUCCAAAAGCAAAAAGCCCAAGCUGGACCUGCUUUUUGAGGAGUGGGACGUGGCUGGGCUGCCGUGGUGGUUUUUAGGGAAUCUCAGAAGCAAUUACAAAUCCAGGAGUAACGGAUCCACGGAUAUCCAGACUAACCAGGACAUUGACACUGCCAUAGUUUCAGACACCACUGAUGACCUGUGGUUCCUCAACGAGUGUCCCCUGGACCAGGGCCCUGCUGGGCUCAAGGUGGAAGUGCUGGACUGUCAGGAGGUCACAGAAGGUGACACCAAGGUGCCUGGGGAUGUGUGCUUGGAUGAGCUGGAGGAUUCCCAGUGCCUGAGUGACGACACGGACACAGAGGCUGCUCCUGAGGAUUGCUGGCAAUGCUCCAAGUGCAGGAAAUUCAACUCUCCAGGAAAAAGGUACUGCUUCCGCUGCUGGGCCCUGCGCAAGGACUGGUACCGGGACUGCCCCAAACUGCCCCAUUCCCUGUCCCUCUCCAACAUCAACUCCAUGGAAAACCAGGAGCAGGAUGAAGGGAUGGACGUCCCAGACUGCAGGAGGACGAUCUCAGCCCCGGUUGGCCAAGCCAAACUCCUUUUCCUUGGAGAAAACAAACCCCAGGUGGAUCCCGGCGGCUCCAUCGACUCCUUGGAUUUGGCACGGGAGGGGAAAAAUGGGGAUUUUGCCAAGGUGAAGAAAGAGGAGGAGAUGGAAUCUUUGGAGAGCAUCAAAACCCUGCUGAAUCCCUGCUUCCUGUGCCAGCACAGGCCUCGGGAUGGGAAUAUUGUCCAUGGAAGGACUGCUCACCUGGUGGCUUGCUUCAGGUGUGCCAGGAUGCUGAAGAAGAAGAGAUCGCCGUGUCCCGUGUGCAGGAAGGAGAUCAAGAUGGUCAUCAGGAUCUUCAUGGGGUAGGGAGCCUUGCUGCCCCUCAAGUGACCCCAAAAUCUGGAAUUUUUGCACUCAAACCUUCGUUACAGCAUGUGCAGGAAGGAGAUCAUGAUGGUCAUCAGGAUCUUCAUAAAAUAACCCCAAAAUCUGGAAUUUUUGCACUCAAAACUUCAUUACAGCAUGUGCAGGAAGGGGAUCACAAUGGUCAUCAGGAUCUUCAUAAAAUAACCCCAAAAUCUGAAUUUUUGCACUCAAACCUUCAUUACAACAUGUGCAGGAAGGAGAUCACGAUGGUCAUCAGGAUCUUCAUAAAAUAACCCCAAAAUCUGAAUUUCUGCACUCAAACCUUCAUUACAGCAUGUGCAGGAAGGAGAUCACAAUGAUCAUCAGGAUCUUCUUAAAAUAACCCCAAAAUCUGGAAUUUUUGCACUCAAAUCCCAGUUUCAGUGUGUGCAGGAAGGAGCUCGUGAUGGUCAUCUAGAUCUUCAUAAAAUAACCCCAAAAUCUGAAUUUUUGCACUCAAACCUUCAUUACAACAUGUGCAGGAAGGAGAUCAUGAUGGUCCUCUAGAUCUUCAUGAAAUAACCCCAAAAUCUGAAUUUUUGCAC